Messenger RNA from Hypomesus transpacificus, 5418 nucleotides. It is a transcript of the gene clasp2, whose product is annotated as cytoplasmic linker associated protein 2. Gene Ontology annotation, molecular function: microtubule binding. Gene Ontology annotation, biological process: mitotic spindle assembly. The record is from RefSeq and is a predicted model, not a curated record. Gene Ontology annotation, cellular component: spindle microtubule; mitotic spindle; cytoplasmic microtubule. The transcript has 38 exons. Bases 16 to 3972 code for a protein of 1318 amino acids. NCBI's taxonomy places the organism in Eukaryota, Metazoa, Chordata, Actinopteri, Osmeriformes, Osmeridae.
CUAGCUGGAGUUUCCAUGGCAACAGUGUGCGAAUUCUUGUCUGUGAGACUGAAGACUGUGACUGCUCACACUGCAUACCGCAGUUUUGACGGUGACGACGACAGCGUGGACGGGAACCGGCCGUCUUCAGCUCAGGCUGCCUUCAAGGUCCCCAAAGUCCCCAAGAAGACUGCAGAGCCCUCCUCAGCCCGCCGGCCUAGCGCCACGGGCUCCGCCAAGAUGGGUUCGUCAAAGGAAGGUGCUGGGGGUAUGGAUGAAGAAGACUUCAUCAAGGCUUUCACUGAUGUCCCCACUGUACAGAUCUACUCCUCUCGGGAUCUGGAGGACAACCUGAACAAGAUCCGGGAGAUCUGCUCCGAUGACAAACACGACUGGGACCAGAGAGCUGCUGCUAUGAAGAAGAUCCGCUCCUUACUGGUCGCCGGGGCGACAGAGUACGACUGUUUCUACCAGCACCUGCGUCUGCUGGACGGAGCCUUCAAGCUCUCCGCCAAAGACCUGCGCUCCCAGGUCGUACGAGAGGCCUGCAUCACCGUGGCCCAUCUGUCAACAAUACUGGGCAACAAGUUUGACCACGGAGCAGAGGCCAUCGUCCCGGUCCUCUUCAACCUGAUCCCCAACUGUGCCAAGAUCAUGGCCACCUCGGGCGUGUCUGCCAUCCGCCUCAUCAUCAAGCACACCCAUGUCCCCAGGCUCAUCCCCCUCAUCGCCAGUAACUGCACCUCCAAGUCCGUCUCCGUCCGAAGGCGCUGUUAUGACUUCCUGGAGCUGCUGCUGCAGGAGUGGCAGACGCAUUCCCUGGAGCGGCACACGGCCGUGCUGGUGGAGAGCAUCAAGAAGGGCCUGCGAGACGCCGACGCUGAGGCCCGAGUAGAGGCCCGCAAAGCGUACUGGGGUUUGAGGAACCACUUCCCAGGGGAGGCUGAUGCUCUCUUCAACUCCCUGGAGCCGUCCUACCAGAAGAGCCUGCAGUCGUGUCUGAGGAGCUCCGGCAGUGUGGCCUCGCUCCCCCAGAGCGACCGCUCCUCCUCCUCCUCACAGGAGAGCCUCAAUCGGCCUCUAACGUCUAAAUGGUCUGCCGGCCCAGGGAGAGUCCCCGCGGGGUCAAAGGGCGGGGCUUCCCCGGCCGCCCUGCAGCGUUCCCGUAGCGAUGUGGACGUUAACGCGGCAGCGGUGGCAAAGCACCGGCACGUCGGGCAGCCCGUUGGGACGGGAAGACUUAAUCCCGGUUCCUACUCCUCACUGGGGGCCAGGUCAAACAAUGGGCGCCUGCGGACCAAGCAGCCUCUCUCCACGCCCGGAGGAGGCCUGAGCCAGGUGGACUCACGCGGACGCAGCCGAACCAAGAUGGUGUCCCAGUCCCAACGUUCCGACGAAUCAGAUUGCACGCCAGCUGGCAGCAGGAGUGGCUCCCCAGGUCGUGUGUUGACCAGCACGGCUCUGAGCACGUUGGGCUCCGGGGCCCAGCGGGUCCUGGCCGGGGCGGGCGGGGCCAGCCACCGGCGCAGCCGCAUCCCCCGCAGCCAGGGCUGCUCGCGAGACUCCUCCCCCACGCGCCUGUCGGUCGCUCCCUCCAGCAUUAGUUCCAUCUACAACGGAGCAAGCCGAGGAGCGCGGGGCAGCCGUAUCCCUCGGCCCAGUAUGAGUCAGGGCUGCAGCAGGGAGGCCAGCCGGGAGAGCAGCAGGGACACCAGCCCUGUGCGCUCCUUCACGCCCCUGGCGACCCGACACUACUCUCGCUCCACAGGAGCUCUCCAUUCAGCUGACGUUGUGGGGGCUGCAGGGUCAGGGUUGGGUAUCAGUCAGUCCAGCCGCUUGUCAUCAUCAGUCAGCGCCAUGAGAGUCCUGAACACCGGCUCAGAUGUAGAGGAGGCUCUUGCAGACGCACUGCUGUUGGGAGACAUGCGGUCCAAGAAGAAACCCGCGCGGCGACGGUACGACAAUUAUGGGAUGUACUCUGACGACGACGCCAACAGCGACGCCUCGAGUGCGUGCUCGGAGCGCUCAUACAGCUCCAGGAACGGAGGGGCCAUCCCCACGUACAUGAGACAGACAGAGGACGUGGCAGAGGUGUUGAACCGCUGCGCCAGCGCCAACUGGUCGGAGAGGAAGGAGGGGCUUCUGGGACUGCAGGCGCUGCUGAAGAACCAGCGCACCCUGAGUCGUGUGGAGCUGAAGAGACUGUGUGAGAUCUUCACCAGGAUGUUUGCAGAUCCCCACAGUAAGCGAGACUCCGGCAGAGUGUACGGCACGGCAGAAUCCGGUAUAAGCUCAGCCUCCUUCAAGAGAGUGUUCAGCAUGUUCCUGGAGACGCUGGUGGACUUUGUGCUGGUGCAUAAGGAGGACCUGCAGGACUGGCUGUUUGUGCUGCUCACUCAGCUGCUCAAGAAGAUGGGAGCAGACCUGCUGGGCUCUGUCCAGGCCAAGGUCCAGAGGGCCCUGGACAUCACACGAGAGUCUUUCCCCAACGAUCUUCAGUUCACCAUCCUCAUGAGGUUCACUGUGGACCAGACACAGACCCCCAACCUCAAGGUGAAGGUGGCCAUCCUGAAGUACAUCGAGACGUUAACACUGCAGAUGGAGGCUCCAGACUUUGUCAACUCCAGCGAGACGCGCCUGGCCGUGUCCCGCAUCAUCACCUGGACCACCGAGCCCAAGAGCUCGGACGUCCGGAAGGCGGCCCAGUCCGUGUUGAUCUCGCUGUUCCAGUUGAAUACUCCUGAGUUCACCAUGUUGCUUGGAGCCCUGCCUAAAACCUUCCAGGAUGGAGCCACCAAACUGCUACAGAACCACCUGAGGAACACAGGCAACACUGCACAGGCACCAAUGGGAAGCCCCCUGACGCGCCACACCCCCCGAUCUCCCGCCAGCUGGUCCAGCCCCCUCACCUCUCCCACCAACACCUCCCAGAACACGCCCUCGCCAAGUGCGUUUGACUACGACACGGAGAACAUGAACUCUGAGGACAUCUACAGCUCACUCAGAGGCGUUACCGAGGCGAUCCAGAACUUCAGCGUCCGCAGCCAAGAAGACAUGAACGAACCAGGGGGCGUGGGCGGGGGCAGUGGGUCUGAUGGGAAGGCAGCAGACGCGGUGGACGGGGGACGGACUGCGCUGGACAACAAGACGUCUCUCCUCAACACGUCCCUGCUCUCCUCCAGCCCCCGCGGGGCCCGGGACCCCUUCUCCGACUCCCCCUACAAACACAACAUCAAGGACACCAGCAUGGACGAGUCAGGCCAGCUAGACGACAGUAAUCUGGACCAGUCGGAGCUUGUUGCUGACCUGCUGAAGGAGCUGUCCAAUCACAACGAGCGUGUGGAGGAGAGGAAGGCGGCGCUGUGUGAACUGUUGAAGCUGAUUCGUGAAAACACGCUGCAGGUCUGGGACGAACACUUCAAAACCAUCUUACUGCUCCUGUUAGAGACGCUGGGAGACAGAGAGCAUGUGAUUCGUGCGCUGGCCCUCCGUGUGCUGAGAGAGAUUCUGAGCCGGCAGCCCUGGAGGUUUAAGAACUACGCUGAGCUCACCAUCAUGAAGGCUCUGGAAGCACACAAGGACCCGCACAAGGAGGUAGUGAGAGCGGCGGAGGAGACAGCCGCCAUGCUAGCGACGUCCAUCAGCCCUGACCAGUGCGUCAAGGUACUGUGUCCCAUCAUCCAGUCAGCUGACUAUCCCAUCAACCUGGCCGCCAUCAAGAUGCAGACCAAGGUCAUCGAGAGGGUCCCACGGGACGGCCUACAGGCCAUGCUGCCUGAGAUCGUCCCUGGACUCAUACAGGGCUACGACAACUCUGAAAGCAGUGUGAGGAAGGCCUGUGUGUUCUGUCUGGUGGCCAUCUAUGCAGUCAUAGGAGAGGACCUCAAACCACAUCUCAGCCAGCUCACAGGCAGCAAGCUGAAGUUGUUGAAUCUGUACAUCAAGCGGGCUCAGUCUGGCUCCAGUGGCAGUGAACCUCCAGAGGGCCUAUAGGAACAAACAGCACUCCUACAGGCCAAACCAAGAACUACAGCUCGGAAAUCUACACCCACACACACUCACUCACUCACACCCUCUCAUGAACACAAACCCUAAUAAACGAUGCACAGAUUUGGAUGAAACGGAAACACACAGUCACACACACACACGCUUACACUGAGAGACACUGACACGCAGGCUCAACCAUACCCCACAUGCUCAGACACUCUGGGUCAGACUUCCUGUUUCCCGUCGUCUUCUUCCGCCGUUACUGCUGCAGUGCAUUGUGGGACUUGUGGUGAGGAGUGCAGGAGAACAAGUGUUGUAGUUCUCCUCUAAGACGCCGAAGAUACAUCCUGCUCUCUAGCAUUCAGACUAAAACACCCCCUGUGACCCUUGAACCCCAGAAGGUUAUUCUCGUGUUGUCUUGUACCCCCGACCUAACACUCACACGCAUUCAACCCCAAGUGUGUGUCAUCCAAGCCCACUCCCAGCUCUGUCUCUCCCAAACACACCCCUUGCCCUCGGCCUCCAUAGCAACAAGGAAGGAAGGAAGAGGGAGUUGGCGCUAUGGAAACCAGCCAGUUGUGACUAAAUAGCAGAGGCUAGGGAGAGGAGGGCAUGGCAGGAAAGAGGGUGGAUGGUGGGGAUUUUCGGAACAGUUGUCCAGGGUUAGGGAAGAGGAGGGGGUUUAUUUGUGUUUCUUUUAUCUGUGUGUUGGGGUGAGGGCUGUUAAAGGCUUUGAAACCCCUCGGACUCAACGGUGCUGAUGUUCACGAGGUAUGACCCACCCAGCACUAAUGCUCAACAGGCCAUACCUGCUUUUAGCUACACAGAGAGAGACUGAGGUAGACAUAAUGUGCUUGGCUAUGCAUGAGACGAUUUAUAACGAGAAACUUUUUAUCUGGAUACUUCCUAAAGUCAGAAAGGGGUUUAAACAAAUGAUUCCCACUGCUUUGAAAAAAUUAAAUAAUUCAUGGUACCUUCCACUGCCCCCCCCCCCCCUCCCCCUCCGUUUUAAAUCCAACCAUUUCAGAUGAUAUGUGAGUGGUUACUUACUCCGUGGAGUCAAAGUAUGACUGGACAUGGAUUAUUAUUAUCACAUAGUGGAUUUGUAUCUAUAUACGAUAUAAAAAAAAUAAUAUCCAGUAAAAUAAUUGAGUCCCUAAAGGGGCACGUGCGUGCACCUGUGCCCAUCCAUGUUUAUUUUUUUUAUUUUUUUGGUUCUUCUGUUGCGUGUUGUAGUCUCUCAUUGGUUUCUCUGAUGAGGAAUUUGUAGAAAUGUAUUAUUUACAGAUCUGGAAAACUGUCAUGCUCCUCUUUUCCUCUUCUCUUUCUCUUCUCAUUGUGACACGUUUUCCCCUCUUGUGAGUAACAUUCUAGAGUUCACUGUUUCCUCUGUGCAUUUACAAAGCUGUGCUUACAAUGAAAAUAAAGAACACUUGUACAGACCAUAAUAAA